CCGCUUGCCGCCUCUGUUCCGCCUUGCUGUUCCGUGUCGAUCACUCUGUCUGCUCGGCCGGAUGAUAGCGUGGCCGCGCUAAAUGUCGGCGAUGUCCUCAAGCAGGCGGUCUCCCCAUUCCCCGAUCAGCUCAAAAUCACUCACGUCAACGCCCAAUCACUCCUUUGUCACAUAGAUGAGUUCAGGUGCACUUUUAGUGAUUGUGUCUCCGACAUUAUACUUGUUUCUGAGUCUUGGCUUAAGCCUGCCAUCCCAAAUCGACUUGUUGCACUUGAUGACUACAUGCUCAUUCGUAAUGACCGCUUGCACAAAAAUGGCGGCGGGGUUGCCGCGUACAUUAAACGUGCUCUGCUCCCUGUACAUAAACUUUCGUCCGAUAAUUCUCGUGCAUCAAGGCCUGAAUAUAUGUUUUUUGAAAUUAAGAGCAAUGGCGUCAAAAUGUUGAUCGCGGUAUGCUACAGGCCGCCUCACAUUGGCUUCAUGUCUGAGUUUGAGGAGGCACUUUUAGAGCUGCUGGUGCCCUAUGAACAUGUGGCUAUCAUGGGUGACUUUAAUACUGACUUACUUGGACCUGACACUUAUGACAAGGUGCAACUGACUACUAUGUUCUUUGCGAAUGGUAUGACCCUGCUGCCUCUCCAAGCUACUCACCAUACAUCCACCUCGGACACGCUUCUAGAUCUCGUAGCCGUCGCUGAUAAAAAAUCCGCUGUGAGCCAUGGGCAGAUCCCUUUCCCAGGACUUUCAGCACAUGACUUGAUCUACCUUGUUUACAACAUUAAGCGACCUAAACCUAAACCGAAAAUGAUUACCUACAGAGAUUACAACAAUAUUAACCUUCCUAAUCUAUUUAAAAAUACAUUUGAUCUUGAUUGGCUGAGCAUUUUCAAUACUAAUGAUGUAAAUCAAAUGUCGAACAUAAUAAAUGACAAUAUCCUCUUCCUUUAUGAAAAACACGUCCCUCUUAAGACCCGCAGAGUAACCAGAGACCCAGCUCCAUGGCUCACUGAGGAAAUACGUCAUUUGAUGCGUGAUCGUGAUUAUUGGUGUAAGAAGGCUAGGCAGUCUAAGAUUCCUGAUGAUUUUAAUCGUUACAAGCGCUUACGAAACUCGUGUAAGCAAAUGAUCAGGAACGCAAAGGCUGGCUUCUACCAAAAUUUGGUAUCAUCUAAGAGAUCAUCAACAUCAUCAUUAUGGCGAGUUCUGAGAGGGAUUGGAGCCAGCAAAGAGAGGUAG
Messenger RNA from Nilaparvata lugens (brown planthopper), 1236 nucleotides. RefSeq lists its product as uncharacterized. Lineage: Eukaryota; Metazoa; Arthropoda; Insecta; Hemiptera; Delphacidae. The transcript has a single exon. The annotation marks the transcript as partial. The record is from RefSeq and is a predicted model, not a curated record. Gene Ontology annotation, molecular function: catalytic activity.